This is a messenger RNA of Leptopilina heterotoma, 1275 nucleotides long. RefSeq lists its product as uncharacterized. The transcript is spliced from 3 exons. The coding region runs from base 1 to 1137 and encodes 378 amino acids. The record is from RefSeq and is a predicted model, not a curated record. NCBI's taxonomy places the organism in Eukaryota, Metazoa, Arthropoda, Insecta, Hymenoptera, Figitidae.
AUGGGAAAAUCAGGUAAACACCGUUCAAAAAAAUCAACGAAAAAUGAUUAUAAGCGUUUAGAAAGGGAAGUGGAACGUCUGAGAAGAAGAAUAAAUGGACGAAAACGUCCAUCUUCGUCAUCGGAGUCAGAUUAUUCGGGCAGCUGUCCGUCUGCAAAAUUGAGAAGAGCGUCAUGUAGUUCGGAGCAUUCUUCUCAUUCUGAAUCGAGAGGACAAAUACACAAUCGACAGAAUAGAGUUCGUUCACGUUCCCGUUCCUGUUCCGCAUCAGUUCGAGUCGCAUCUCACAGUGCUGGUCAACCAGACAAAGAGGUUAGAAAUGACAAAGAAGACCAGUCCAAACAAACUAACGCUUCCGUUUCAAAAAAGCUGGAUAUUCUUGGAGAGAAUCCUUCUUCUAAUGAACAAAAAGAAAUUAAAUUACAUCCGGACCUCGUGGCUAGAUGGAAACAUUGGAUGUCUUCUGGAAUAACCGAAUCAGUUAAAGACGAUUUAUUAAAAAAUUAUCCUAGAAAAGGAGACUGCUUAUUAGAGCCUCCUCAAUUAAAUCCCGAAAUAAAAACUCCAAUGACUGAUGUUGCAAAAAAGAGGGAUGAUCAUUUCCAAGAUUUGCAACGCUUGGUCGGUUCUGCUUUGUCCUCAGUUGGACUUGCGAUUUCAGAUUUGCUCGGAGAAGAGGAAUUCGAUCCUUUUAAACAGUUACAACUACUUUCUGAUGCGGGAAAACUUCUCACAGAGAUGUUUCAUUCAAUUUCAGUGGCCAGGCGUGCCUUUAUUACUCCUGGAUACACAAAAGUAGUACGAGAUAUAUUGGAGAGUGCAACAGAUAAUCCAGCUUUUCUUUUCGGCGAUAAAUUAAACGAAAAAGUAACGGAAGCGAAAACUUUCGAAAAACUGGGCAGAGAUAUGAAAGGCAUACAAGGAAAUAAAAAUAAUUCUUCGAGGCAGCCUUUAAACUCCAGGAGCUCAUCCCUGAGGAAACCCGAGACUUCGCGGAUGAGCAGGGGAUACUCAUCUCGAAUGAACCAUCCGGAUUACAAGAGAUCCAAGUCAACAGCGGCACCAACAUCGCGACGUCAUCAAGCCACUUCGAAUUACCCGAAGUUCCUGAAACCUGCAACGCGUCAGAAACAAUAGAGAACUCGAGCGCAUCCACUAGCCAAAACGCUUUCCCUGGCUGCAGGGCUCUUGUCAGGGAAAGUUACGCAAGAAGGCAGCUUCCGGAAAACACUAUAGACGUUCUAUUAGCAUCUUUAAGUGACUCUACAUUUAAAC